Messenger RNA from Telopea speciosissima, 639 nucleotides. RefSeq names its product patatin-like protein 6. The transcript is spliced from 2 exons. The coding region runs from base 1 to 639 and encodes 212 amino acids. Lineage: Eukaryota; Viridiplantae; Streptophyta; Magnoliopsida; Proteales; Proteaceae. The record is from RefSeq and is a predicted model, not a curated record.
AUGGCUUCUAAUUUGUUGGAAAUGCAAGAACCAAGCAGCGACACCUACCAGCUCAGCUACGAGAUAUUCUCUAUUCUCGAGAGCAAAUUUCUCUUCGGCUACGAUGAACAGAAGCUCUGGAUGCCAAAACAGAUAUCUCCAGCUAAUGAAACAAAAGCUGGAGCUGCAGAGCCGGAAGCCACUGACAAUAGCUUAUCGGCAAUCAAGAACCAGAGAGGUAAGGUGUGCAUUCUCAGCAUUGACGGCGGAGGCAUGCGGGAGAUACUAGCAGGUAAAGCCCUAGCUUACCUCGAGCAAGCCCUCAAGAACAAAUCGGGCAACCUCGACGCUAGAAUCGUCGGAAGGAUCUUCACGUCGAUGCUCUUUGCCACCAAAGGCGCUGGUCAUCCCAUUUUCCACGUGGAGGAAUCGUGGAGGUUCUUGGCGGAGCAGGGGAAGCGAUUCCUUCCAUCAUCAGCCGGUUCAUUUUCUCCUGGAGGAUUUCUCCGGCGAAUAUUCAAUGGUAGGACAAGCGGCCCAACCGGCUCAACAACAAGGGAAGGAGGUGUGAAGUUUGGGCUGUCCUAUGGGCAAAAUGGAUCUAAUCAAACCCUUGGUGAGGCCAUGUGGGUACCUUUGGGAAGCGAAUUACAGGAUUGA